CCGAGAGAGCGAGCGGCUGAGCGGCCGAGCGGCGGCUCCGGGGGCUCCGGGGCCUCCAUCCGGGUCCCCGCGAGCCGCAUCCGGGUCCCCGCGAGCCGCAUCCGGGUCCGCAAAGGGAAGAGGAGGAGGAGGCGGCAACGGCCCCGCGCCGCCAUGGCGGCCGCCACCAUCGUGCACGACACGUCGGAGGCGGUGGAGCUGUGCGCCGCGCUGGGGCUGUUCCUGCAGCCGGUGGCCAAGAUGAGCAUCAGCGUGGCGCUGCCCGAGGGCGCGUGGCCCGGCAAGGCCAUCUCCAACUGGGAGGUCAUGGAGCGGCUCAAGGCCAUGGUGCCCAGCCCGCCCUUCUCGGCGCUGCGCAUCGCCAAGAGCACGCUGGACUUCGUGCGCUUCGAGGGCGAGCUGGAGAACCGCGCGCUGGCCGGCGCCGUGCGCGCGCGCCUGGACGGCCGCGCCAUCCGGCUCAGCGGCUUCCCCGAGGCCCUGCGCGUGCGCGCCGCCGAGGCCCGCGCCGACGGCCCCGCCCCCGGCGAGUGGGAGGAGGCGCUGCCGGGCGAGCGGCCGGACACGCUGCACCUGCAGGGCCUGCCGUGCCGCUGGUUCGCCGAGCGCCCCGCCGCUUCCGGUGGGGGCGCCGCCGCUUCCGGUGGGGGCACGGUCGCUUCCGGUGGGGGCACCGCCGCUUCCGGAGGGGGCACUGCCACUUCCGGCGGCGCGUCCUCUACGUCCGGUGGUGGGAACCCCGCUUCCGGGAGUGGCGGCCCCACGUCCGGGACCCCCGGCGCCUCCGACCGGCCCAGCGAGCAGGUGCUGGCCCGCGUGUUCGCGGCGUUCGGCGAGGUGCGGCGCGUGGACAUCCCCAUGCUGGACCCCUACCGGGCGGACGCGGCCGGGCGCGGCGCCCACGCCUUCAGCGCGGCCGGGCAGCUGCACUUCGAGGCCUUCGUGCAGUACCGCGAGUACCCGGGCUUCCUGCGCGCCAUGCGCGCCCUGCGCGGGACCAAGCUCAUGUACAAGGGCGAGGACGGCAAGGCCGUGGCCUGCAGUAUCAAGGUCUCCUGCGACGCCACGCGGCACCUGAGCGACGCCGCCAUCCGCAAGCGGCAGCUGGAGCGGCAGAAGCUGCAGGAGCUGGAGCGGCAGCGGGAGCAGCAGAAGCGCCGGGAGCGCGAGGCCGAGGAGCGGCGGCGGGCGGAGGAGAGGCGGCAGAAGGAGGCGGCGGCCCGCGAGCGCGCACGGCGGCGGGAGGAGAAGCGGGCGCGGCGGGAGCGGCGGCGGCGACGCCGGGCAGCCCGGGCGGAGGCCGAGGCCCAGGCCCAGGCCCAGGCCCAGGCCCAGCAGCGGCUCCGGGACGAGGUCCGCACGGAGGAGCGGCGGCUGCUGCUGGCCCAGCGCAACCUGGAGUCCCUGCGGCUCGUGGCCGCGCUGCUGGGCCGCGCCAAGGCGGCCCAGGAGCGGAAGGGGGCCCUGGCGCGGCGCCGGCGGCAGGAGGCGGAGCUCCGGCGCGUGGAGGCGGAGCAGCGGCGGGCGCUGGGGCUGCAGCGGCGCGAGCGGGAGCUGAGGCUCCGCCUCCUGGGGGCGCUGCUGGGCCGCCGGCCGACGCCGCCCGAGGACUCCAAGGACGCGGACGGCGCGGGGGCCGGGGGCCGGCUGCUGGGGCCCGUGCUGGACGCCCUGCGCCGCCUCGGGGCCACGCCCUCCGCCGGAAGUGGGCGGGGCCCCGGGGACGAGAACGGAAGUGUCCCUGUAGACUCCGGAAGUGGGCGUGAGGAGAUCAGGAACGACCGGGGCUCCCAGGAUCAGACCGGAAGUGGGCCUGGAGAGGCCGGAAGUGGGCGGGAUAGUACCGGCACGGGUCAGGUCCUCACAGUAGAAACCGGAAGUGGGUCAGGUGAGGCGGGAAGUGGCCCCAAGGAGACCGGAAGUGGGCAGGGCACUCAGGAUCAGACAGGAAGUGCGACCAGGGACAGCAGUAGUGGGCGGGGCCUCUGUGAAGAGGCUGGGAGUGGCCCCAGAGUCACCGGAAGUGGGCAAAGCUCCAAAGAUGGGGUCGCUGAGAGCGGGCCGGGCGGCGCAGAGGACGGUGGGAGAGGGCGGGGCCUCAGAGACGCCGGAAGUGGGCGCAAUUCCAGAGAAGCCCCCGAGGCGGGCCGGGACCCAGACGGCGCCGGGAGGGGCCACGGGAGCGACAGCGGCGGUGGGCGGGGCCACGGCGACGACGGGGACGAAGCCAGAAGUAGGCGGGGCCACAGAGACGACCCCGGCGACUCCAGCCCCGCCCACCGCCGCCGGCGCCGGUCCCGCAGCCGCGGAGGCCGCCGGGAGUGCAGCCGGGACUCCGGGGGGCGCCAUGGCCGCUGGCGCCGCCCCUCCCCCGCCCGCCGGGCCGAGCGCUCUCGGUCCCCGCGCUCCCCGGGCCGGCGCCGCAGCUCCCGGACGCGCUGAUGGGGCCACGCCCAAUCUCCCGUGGUCACGCCCACUUACCAUGGACCUCCUGCGGCUGUGGACACGCCCCCCUGGUCACGCCCAUGGCCGUGUGGUCUCGUGAUGGACAGCUGUCACUCAGCAGGGGCGGGGCAAUAAAGAUGUCGCAGCCGCACCCGGGGCCUGUGGUUCUUGGGGGCGGGGCCUGCGGUCCAGGGUGGUGAUUGACAGCCAGGCCUGCCCCGGAUUCCUGGAAGCUGACAGGAUGACGUCAGCAGCCAGGUCCCCUGUGAUGGACAGCUGACGUCAGUGGCCCCAAUCCCAGCAGGUCCUGCCCUGAUCUGUGACGUCAGCGGCCCGAAUCCCAGCAGGUUCUGCCCUCAUCUGUGACGUCAGCGGCCCAAUGCCCUGUGGGUCACUGGGUGAGCUCAGGAAGUCCCACCCCAACCUCCUGUGAUGGACAGGCCAGAGCCAGCAGCCCCAAUGCCAGACAGGAAGUCCCGCCCUGACCCGUGACUGACGUCAAUGCCCCAUCGCCUGAUUGCAGGCUGACGUCAGUGGUCUGAUGGACAGGCUGACGUCAGUGGCCCCGAUCCCCGGUGAUUGACAGCUCAUUCAGUACUGAGGAAGUCCCGCCCCAUCCGUUUCUGACGUCAGUGGCCUCGAUCCCAGCAGGUCCUGCCCUGAGCCGACGCGAGCGGCCCGAAUCCCUGUGGUUCACAGCGUGAGCUCAGGAAGUCCCACCCCAACCUCCUGUGAUGGACAGGCCAGAGCCGGCAGCCCCAAUGCCAGACAGGAAGUCCCGCCCCCACCCGUGACUGACGUCAGUGGUCUGAUGGACGGGCUGACGUCAGUGGCCCCGAUCCCCUGUGAGUGACAGCUCCUUGAGUAUCAGGAAGUCCCGCCCACAUCCCUGAGUCUCUAAAAGCCGGGGCCGGGGCUCCGAGAGGCAGACGACGACCGCAGGGCCCCGCACACAAGAUGGCGGCCGAGCAGCUG
Molecule: messenger RNA, 3420 nt
Organism: Lepus europaeus (European hare)
Lineage: Eukaryota; Metazoa; Chordata; Mammalia; Lagomorpha; Leporidae
Gene: AKAP17A
Product: A-kinase anchoring protein 17A
Exons: 5
Coding region: 154-2442 (762 amino acids)
Biological process (GO): regulation of RNA splicing
Cellular component (GO): nuclear speck; cytosol
Molecular function (GO): RNA binding; protein kinase A binding
Source: RefSeq, a predicted model, not a curated record